GUGUGACGUCCCCGUCUCCUCCGCCUAACCAAACCCGCCUAGCUGCUCUGUUGUCUCUUUCGUAUAUAAUGGCCGGCGCAAGAUCGGCGGCAAUCAGACUCACACACUCUUCGCUAUUCCUACUGUCUCGCGCCGCCGCAGCGGCAGCGACCCGCCGUACCCAUCUCCCCCCCUCCUCGAGAGAUUAUUCAAAGAUGGCUAGUUCAGUUGGAAUCAAUGGCUACAGUGCUGUUACACGGGUGCUAUUCUGUGGGCACUAUUGGCCUGCUUCUACUAUUUAUACGAAGGAGUACUUGCAAAAAUAUCCAUUUAUUCAGGUGGACGAAGUAGGUCUUGAGCACGUACCAGAUGUUAUUCAAAACUACCAUAUAUGUGUAGUGAAAAAUAAAUGUAUAGAUUCAGAUAUCAUUGCCAAAGCAACUAAGAUGAAGAUUAUUAUGCAGUAUGGUGUUGGUUUAGAAGGUGUUGACAUAAAUGCUGCUACAGAACAUAAAAUCAAAGUUGCACGGAUACCUGGGAGUACUACAGGAAAUGCAACCGCUUGCGCAGAAAUGGCGAUCUAUCUAACUCUAGGUGUUCUGCGGAAGCAAAAGGAAAUGGAUGCUGCUGUCAUUCGGAAGGACUUGGGCCUUCCAGUUGGAGAAACAAUAUUCGGGAAAACAAUACUUAUCCUGGGGUUUGGAGCCAUCGGCAUGGAAAUUGCCAAGAGACUAAGACCAUUUGGAGUGAAAAUUCUUGCUACAAAAAGAAAUUGGUCAUCAAAUACAGUGUCUUGUGAUCUUGAUGGACUGGUUGACAAAAAAGGUGGUCCAGAAGAUAUGUACGAACUUGCCCGAGAAGCUGACAUAGUUAUAACUUGCAUGACGUUAAACAAUGAAUCAGUUGGGAUCGUGAAUCACAAGUUCCUGUCAGCUUUGAAAAAGGGAUCAUAUCUCAUCAAUAUUGCCAGAGGACGCCUUCUGGACUAUACGGCUGUGUUUAAUCACCUUGAAUCAGGUCAUUUAGGUGGUUUGGGCAUUGAUGUUGCUUGGACGGAGCCAUUUGAUCCAGAGGAUCCAAUUCUGAAAUUUCCAAAUGUUAUUAUAACACCACAUAUUGCAGGAAUCACGGAAUACUCUUACAGAACGAUGGCAAAGGUUUGCACUUGUUUCUCUGCAAUGCACAAAGUUGUUGGUGAUGUUGCCCUCAAGCUUCAUGCGGGGGAGCCAUUCAACGAAAUAGAAUUUGUGAACUAGGCAAAGUGAGUAGAUGGCGGCAUUGUUGAUUUAAUUUAAGACGUAUAAAUAGACCUGGAAUUACCAAAUAAAGGCAAAUGUUAUGGGUGAUUGCAUUACUGGAGAAUCAUAGGAAUUCGACAGGUUUAUUUAUGUAAAGCAUUGUUGUCUGUUUUGAUCGCAAACAUCUGAAGCUAGUUAGCUGCAAA
Messenger RNA from Hordeum vulgare subsp. vulgare (domesticated barley), 1423 nucleotides. Its product is annotated as hydroxypyruvate reductase. The record is from RefSeq and is a predicted model, not a curated record. Gene Ontology annotation, molecular function: phosphoglycerate dehydrogenase activity; NAD binding. Bases 69 to 1235 code for a protein of 388 amino acids. NCBI's taxonomy places the organism in Eukaryota, Viridiplantae, Streptophyta, Magnoliopsida, Poales, Poaceae. The transcript is spliced from 10 exons.